Drosophila navojoa is the source of this 2883-nucleotide messenger RNA. It is a transcript of the gene Ipk1, whose product is annotated as Inositol phosphate kinase 1. Gene Ontology annotation, cellular component: nucleus. Gene Ontology annotation, molecular function: ATP binding; inositol-1,3,4,5,6-pentakisphosphate 2-kinase activity. NCBI's taxonomy places the organism in Eukaryota, Metazoa, Arthropoda, Insecta, Diptera, Drosophilidae. Gene Ontology annotation, biological process: inositol phosphate biosynthetic process. The record is from RefSeq and is a predicted model, not a curated record.
AAAAUUGUUUUAUUUUUAUUUGAAUUGUGUGUGUUUUUUUAGCUAAGCGAAUGCUGGUCACACUUGCAGGCAGCUGCAUCGAUUGCUGCUUGCUUGAUCGAUUAUCGACCGACCGCCACAUUCAGCUGCCGCUCAGCUGAUGCAGUUUGGGCACACUCUUCAAGUGCAGCUUAAUUGUGAUCUUUUGCUUAGCCGGCUUGACUUAAUCUCCUAAUUAAAACUGUUAAUUAUAAGCUUUGCUAGAUAUAUCAGCCAGUGCAAUUUGCCUUUCAAGCGGCUUAGCUUAUCGCAGACAAAUGACAACCAGCAGCAGCAGCAGCAGCAGCAGCAGCAGCAGAGCUCAACAAAAUCGUGCCAAGCUGCUGCAACAACGAGCAAAGUGAACAACAAACACAAGAACUAAUAUAAACAAGAACUAACCGCAAAAAGCCAACCGCAACAACAAACCACAAUCGGCAAAAUCAUCAACACUGGCGCGACAGUCCGGCCAGUCCUUCCAGGCUGCCCAGCGGCCAAACGAGUGAGAGCGAAAGAGAAGGAGAGUAACUGAGAUUCGUUCGUGUCAGUUGCAAUUUUGACAACGCCAACGAACCGCAAACACCCGCGCAAAAGUCAUGACAACUGCUGCAGCAUCAGCAUCAGCUUCUGCUCCUGCGCCUGCCACGCCUCCAUCUCCGCCUGCGCCUCAAGCUAAGUCGCUAAACGCGCUGCUGCACUUGCCCGCAGAGAUGGAGUUGAGCCAAAUUGAGUUGAUCUAUCGGGCGGAGGGUAAUGCAAAUUUGGUGCUGGCAUUGCCGCAAUUUAAAAAAGUUUUACGUUUGCCAAAAAUGAUAUCCAGCAGCAGCAGCAGGAGUCGUUGCUGCCAGGCGGCCAGCGCAGACCAACCGGAAGGACAGCAACCCAGCGUUUCCGACCCAAGCGAAGCAUCCAGCUCAAAAGCUGGCGCCUUGACAAUGCCCGAUUUUAUGGCUUAUAUCGAGAUAAUGCGCCGUCUAUUAGGAAAUGAGUUUGUCUGUGCAGCGGAUAUUGUUGCCAUACCAAAGGAAAGCGAUAGAUGCUGGAUAAACGAGCACAUACGCCAGCACAGGCCGGCUUCGCGUCUGGAUAAGGAAUUUGUGGGGCCAUUCGGUCUGCUGCUGCCAGAUGUGACCCAAUUGCCUGCCACAUUCGAUGUUUUACUUGCCAAUUUACAGGCAAAGGACAUGAACAUGGACACGGACAUGGAUGCGGACAUAUGCAGCAGCAGCAGGAGUAGGAGCUGCACUACCGACAGUAGCUGUGGAGUAAGCCGUCUGGGCGAUACAUAUGCCAUCGAAAUAAAACCGAAGCAGGGCUGGCUCCAGUUGCCAAGUGAUGUCAGCGAUUUAUUUGAUUUAAUGCCAACUGGCGACGACACAAUGGACCCGACCAGCGAACCUGAACCACAACCCGAACCCCAGGCUGAACCUGAACCUGAACCGGAACCCAAGCCGGUAAAGGCAAACGAAUCGACGGCGAAGAAGGUGCGGCCAACGGUUGAUGCGUUGUUAAAGCCAGACAAAUGCAGGUGUCGCUAUUGCAGCAUGCAGGUGGUAAAGCUGCACUUGGGUAAAAUCAAGCGUUUGGGCCAAUAUUGUCCAUUGCAUUUGUUCUCCGGGGCUCCUGGUCGUAUGCUCGAUGCCUUGAAUGCACUCUUUGCUUGUCCGCAAAAUAAUUUACGUGUAUUUCAGAGCGGGAAUUUAAUUUAUGGCGAUCACGCGAAUUCGAUUUCCUGCGAGCAGCUCCACACUCAACUCUUCCCCGGUGAAAUUAUGGCGCUUAUAAAACAUUUGUUGGUCGCCUGCCUGCUUAGGGAAUACAGCCAGGAGGAGAAGAAAGAGGAGCAGCAGGAGCAGGCAGCGAAUGAAAGCCAAAGCCACGUGGCUGCUGCUGCUGCUGCAUUUGGGAAAUCGACAUUCAAACGCUGUGGCAUGAAGACAAAGCCAACCGAAACUAUAGAAAUUGGCAGGGCAAAGCACGUAGCGAACCAGCAGGACCUGGAGCAGGAGGAGGCGAGCAUAGUUGACUUUGUCAAAGCUGUUGGUGGUCAGCCGCAGCGGCGAACAGCUGCUGCUGGAACAGCCAGCCCAAGGUACACAAAGCGUACCAAAAUGACAACAACAGCAAUGCCAACACAAACAGCAACAACAACAACAACAACGAGGCCAGCGAAUGUGGCAACACGAAUAGCAAUGGAAACGGAAACGGAAGCGGAAACAACGUCGACAGCGUUGGCUACUCUGAACCCAGCGCCGCAACUUGUCGCGUCUCCCCUGGCGCCCAGCGAGACUCAAGCAGGGAUCAGCCAGUCGGAAAUAUUUCACUUACCCAAAAAUUGUGUUUUGCAAAAAAUUUUGCAUUUGCAAUUGUUGGUCAAGCGACAUUUUCAUUAUAUGUGGGCGCAAGGAUAUGCCCAGCAGGGCACGCGCAGCUACAAGGCGCUGCGGGCACUGCUCGCCAGCUGUCAGCCGGACAAUGUGCAGGAGCUGGCCGAGGAGCAGGCUUAUAUGCUGGGCGCCACGGCGCUCGAUUGUUCCAUAAUGCUGACAUUUCAGGAAGUGCAAUGUCAGGCGAAGCAUCACAGUGCUCUGCAGCCUUGGCUCGUUUCGCUGCAGGGCCGUCAAUUUCUGACCAAGCUGAGCAUCUUAGAUCUGGAUCCGAAGCCCGACAGCCAUUUUCACAAAUAUAUAAAGCAAACGCGUCAGAUUGAAAAGUUUUGCGGCGCAUUUAAUUAAUUAAUAAAGUCGCGCGGCGAAACUAAACCCAAAAUCAUUAACAAAUUCACAGCGCACAAAACUGUGCUACACUUUUUGUUCGUUGGCUAAAUGAGCAAAUUCCUUGCGCCCUUUGUUGUGGAGAUUAAUU